AGGCGGUCCUGCUCAUGUCAGUGUGACUUUAAGUGAAACUAUCUUCUGCAUUGGGCACAGUUUGGUUUCAACUGACAAGUUGUUUCUGUGUCGUGCUUUUUGUUACCUACAAAUAAUGUCGGACUCCAUAAAAAACGUGGCGGUAUUUGGAGCCACGGGAAUGACGGGGCUCGCGACCCUGCCGCAAGCCGUCUCUGCAGGAUACAAUGUGACUGUGCUGACGCGAGACCCUUCCAGGCUGCCUGCCGACCACAAUGCGUUCCGGGUGGUGGUGGGAGAUGUGCUCAAUAAAGACGAUGUGAUGAAGACCCUGGAAGGCCAGGACGCUGUCAUCAUCAUCCUGGGCACCAGGAACAGCCUGAGCCCGACCACCAUGAUGUCUGAAGGCACCAAGAACAUAGUUGAAGCCAUGAAGUCCUGUGGGAUCUGCAAAGUGGUGGCCUGCAUGUCAGCCUUCCUGCUGUGGGAUCGCUCUAAAGUCCCGCCCCGCAUGCUUCCUGUGACAGAGGACCAUGACAGGAUGCACACAGUGCUGAAGUCCUCAGGGCUGGACUACGUGGCCGUCAUGCCUCCUCACAUUGCAGACGACCUUCCUCUGACGGAGAGUUACCUGACGCAGGAGAACAUGCUGAAGGGGAGAGCCAUCUCUAAACACGACCUGGGACACUUCUUUGUCAAGUGUCUGUCCACCUCAGAGUGGGACGGGAAGGCUGUGGGAUUGUGGGGAGAGUAUAAAUAAUCCUAGACAGACAGACAGGCAGGCAGACAGACAGACAGACAGACAGACAGACAAGACAGACAGACAAGACAGACAGACAGACAGACAGACAGACCAAAACACACUGAAAUUACUUUCUUUUUAGUUUUAGACUUGGAGAUAAAUGAAGAACUACAAUAUACAUGUUUUGUGUUGUGAUGAACCACUAAUGCUUCUCUGUGAUCACUUUAAUAAUAAUAAUAAUUGAGCAGCUUUUUAUUGCCGUAGUUAUAUUUUUAUACCAAUUUAGAUAUUAAAGGGCCCAUGUCAGCCCGAUUUUGGGAGUCAGAGGCCGUCAGAGGCCGUCAGAGGCCGUCAGAGGCAGUCGGGCAUUCGCGGCGCCCUACUCAGGUUUGUGUGUCCUGCACCGUCGUCUCUUUACGGCACCUUUUCACACCGCCCGACGCCAGUCAGAGAAAGUCAGCCCAAGCAAUCACUCUGAUUGACUGUUCACACUACCGCUGCCUGCUGGUAAGGACAGUUAUUGCCACUCGUCGACUGAAGUAUUUGUGGUGUGUUC
Molecule: messenger RNA, 1277 nt
Organism: Trematomus bernacchii (emerald rockcod)
Lineage: Eukaryota; Metazoa; Chordata; Actinopteri; Perciformes; Nototheniidae
Gene: blvrb
Product: biliverdin reductase B
Exons: 5
Coding region: 116-739 (207 amino acids)
Source: RefSeq, a predicted model, not a curated record